AUGUACAGGAGGAGCAUACAGGAGGCGUAUACAGGAGGCAUGUACAGGAGGAGCAUACAGGAGGCGUAUACAGGAGGCGCGUACAGGAGGCGUAUACAGGAGGCGCGUAUAGGAGGUGCGUACAGGAGGCGCAUACAGGAGGCGCACACAGGAGGCGCGUACAGGAGGCGCAUACUGGAGGCACAUACAGGAGGCGCAUACAGGAGGCACAUACAGGAGGCGCAUACAGGAGGCGCAUACAGGAGGCACAUACAGGAGGCGCAUACAGGAGGCACGUACAGGAGGCGCAUACAGGAGGCGCAUACAGGAGGCAUGUACAGGAGGAGCAUACAGGAGGCGUAUACAGGAGGCAUGUACAGGAGGAGCAUACAGGAGGCGUAUACAGGAGGCGCGUACAGGAGGCGCAUACAGGAGGCGCGUAUAGGAGGCGCGUACAGGAGGCGCAUACAGGAGGCGCACACAGGAGGCGCGUACAGGAGGCGCGUACAGGAGGCGCAUACAGGAGGCGCAUACAGGAGGCGCGUACAGGAGGCGCAUACAGGAGGCACAUACAGGAGGCGCAUACAGGAGGCACGUACAGGAGGCGCAUACAGGAGGCGCAUACAGGAGGCGCAUACAGGAGGCACAUACAGGAGGCACGUACAGGAGGCGCAUACAGGAGGCGCAUACAGGAGGCAUGUACAGGAGGAGCAUACAGGAGGCGUAUACAGGAGGCAUGUACAGGAGGAGCAUACAGGAGGCGUAUACAGGAGGCGCGUACAGGAGGCGCAUACAGGAGGCGCGUAUAGGAGGCGCGUACAGGAGGCGCAUACAGGAGGCGCACACAGGAGGCGCGUACAGGAGGCGCGUACAGGAGGCGCAUACAGGAGGCGCAUACAGGAGGCGCGUACAGGAGGCGCAUACAGGAGGCACAUACAGGAGGCGCAUACAGGAGGCACGUACAGGAGGCGCAUACAGGAGGCGCAUACAGGAGGCGCAUACAGGAGGCACAUACAGGAGGCGCAUACAGGAGGCACAUACAGGAGCCUUGUGGCCAUCGCCAUCGAACGCUACAGCGCCAUCUGCAACCCACUGCAGUCGCGCUCGUGGCAGACACGCUCGCAUGCAUACCGCGUCAUCGCUCUUACCUGGCUCCUGUCCCUGCUGCUCAUGGUUCCCUACCCUGUCUUCAGCAUCAUCAAGGGCUUCAACAAACCAGGAGGAGAACCUGGUCACAUGUGCCGACUGAGCUGGCCCAGCGCGCAGGCCGAGCAGGCGUGGUACAUGAUCCUGCUUUUCCUCCUCUUCUUCAUCCCUGGAGUGGUAAUGAGUGUGGCCUACGGACUCAUCUCUAGAGAACUCUACAAAGGCAUGCAGUUUGAAAUAAACCAGGAGGCCGCUGGUGUUUCACUAUGGGGAAUCGCCUUGGGCGUGACCAUCCAUGGAAGCUACAAUGGCACCACGUCUGUCUUUUGA
Molecule: messenger RNA, 1455 nt
Organism: Knipowitschia caucasica
Lineage: Eukaryota; Metazoa; Chordata; Actinopteri; Gobiiformes; Gobiidae
Source: the annotation of a GenBank genome assembly